AUGGAGUCCGUCACCACCCUAACUGCCGACAUCACAGGCUUCACCACGGACAUCGACAUCAUCGUCCAGGCCCUCGAAGACCGGAGCCGAUAUUUCAGAUGCCCAAUCCCUGUCAUCUACAUCCACUUCACCCACCGAAUGAGAUGGAUGCACCUCAGAUACAUGAUGGACUGA
Fusarium odoratissimum NRRL 54006 is the source of this 174-nucleotide messenger RNA. RefSeq lists its product as uncharacterized. NCBI's taxonomy places the organism in Eukaryota, Fungi, Ascomycota, Sordariomycetes, Hypocreales, Nectriaceae. The transcript has a single exon. The record is from RefSeq and is a predicted model, not a curated record. Bases 1 to 174 code for a protein of 57 amino acids.